AUGAGGAAUCAGUGCGGCAGCCUGGUCACGGUGAGCUCAGUGCGGCCCCUGGUCCCGGUGAGCUCAGUGCGGCCCCUGGUCUCGGUGAGCGCCUGCCCGGUGUGCGGAGCUCAGGAAUGGCAACAUGUCAACAAGAUACUCAGCAUUCAGAAAGCCUUGACAAGUCCACAUGUCAACCAUGAGAAGGUGGCAGGAGGAGGAGAUUAA
This is a messenger RNA of Knipowitschia caucasica, 207 nucleotides long. NCBI's taxonomy places the organism in Eukaryota, Metazoa, Chordata, Actinopteri, Gobiiformes, Gobiidae. The record is from the annotation of a GenBank genome assembly.